AUGGCAUCAAGGAUUCCACAGAUGCAAUCAAAGGUAGCUCAAGCAUCAGCAGCAGUGUCAAACCAUGGAAGUUCCUAUUACAAGCUUUUAAUGGAGCAGAACAAACACUAUAUCCAAGAACCACCUACGGUUGAAAAGUGUCAAUCAUUGGCCAAACAAUUGUUCUAUACUCGACUCGCAAGUAUUCCUCAUCGUUACAGUGUAUUGAGGAAGGAAUUGGACUAUGCUAAGAACAUAAUGAAGAACAAGCAGGAUCUGAACUUGGAGAAUGCUGGAUAUGCUGCUUUGUUUGGACUUGAGUGUUUUGCAUGGUUUUGUGGGGGUGAGAUUGUAGGAAGAGGAUUCACUAUCACUGGCUACUAUGUUUAA
This is a messenger RNA of Lathyrus sativus (Indian pea), 369 nucleotides long. The record is from the annotation of a GenBank genome assembly. NCBI's taxonomy places the organism in Eukaryota, Viridiplantae, Streptophyta, Magnoliopsida, Fabales, Fabaceae.